Molecule: messenger RNA, 669 nt
Organism: Candida tropicalis MYA-3404
Lineage: Eukaryota; Fungi; Ascomycota; Pichiomycetes; Serinales; Debaryomycetaceae
Product: glutathione S-transferase family protein
Exons: 1
Coding region: 1-669 (222 amino acids)
Source: RefSeq, a predicted model, not a curated record
AUGUUAAAGCCAAUUACUUUAUAUUCAUUCGGUACACCAAAUGGUUUUAAGAUUAGUAUCUUUUUGGAACUUUUAAAAAUCCCUUAUGAAGUUAUCAACGUUGACAUCUUAAAGAACGAGCUGAAGUCUGACUGGUUUGUGAAAUUAAAUCCAAACGGUCGUAUCCCAACCAUUACUGAUCCAAAUUUUGAAACUGGACCUAUUACAAUUAGUCAAACUGGUGCUAUUUUGCAAUAUUUGGCUGAUCAAUACGAUAAAGACCACAAGUAUUCCUACCCACAAGGAACCGCUGAGUAUUACAAGACUUUGGAGUAUCUUAUUUUCCAAGUUGCUGAAAAUGGUCCAAUUCAAGGGCAAUUGGGUCACUUCAAAAUUUUUGCUGCUGAAAAAAUUGAAUACGCUAUCAAUCGUUACGAAACCGACACCAAAAGAAUCUAUGGCGUAUAUGAAGAUAUUUUGUCCAGAAACGCUGUUAAUGGAAAUAAAUAUUUGGUUGGUGAUCGUUACACUGUUGCAGAUAUUGCAUUGCUUGGUUGGGCUGGUUCUUUAUCCAAAGUUGGAAUUGACAUUCACACCUGGCCAUUGUUGGGUAAAUGGUUUGACAGUCUUUGUGAAAUCGAAGCUGUUAAGAAGGGAUUUUCUGUUCCUCCAAGACCUAAACUUUCGUAA